CGCUGAUGCAAAGUUCUGAUCUUUUUAUCGAUCAGACUCCAAGAUCCAGCAUGGCUCUGCAGAAUGUUUCCAAACUGCUCAGCUGACCUGGUCCAAGUGCUUUCUCCAGUCAGAGAGGGACACGAGGAUCCUUGGAUUGAUGAUGAAACGCAUUCUGUCUUGGAGCGACGUCCAAGGGCCACGGUGGACGACAAGUUUUUGUUCAGGCGGGCGAUCUGGUCUUGGCACCGCCGCAUCGUGCGGCGCCUGCGGGCCGUGCCGCCGCUCCUUCGCUUUGGAGUGGAAGUGCUUCUACUCCUCCUGGUUUUGCUGCAGAUCUCUUACCUGGUCAUACUUCACUCAGCUGUGUUACCUCCAGCGAUGUCCGCGUCGGGCCAAGUUGCACAGGCUUUGACUUCUGCUUUGUACACAGGACAUUUCAGCAACGUGAGCCGCGACGCGACGGAGCUGCUGGUGGUGGAGGUGGCCUUGCCAUCCAGGUGCGGGAGUUCCGCCUCUGGCGAACGAGAACAGGUUCGCUGCGAGUUCGCGUCCGACCGAGAAGUGCUCAAGUUGCCCUUGGAGAUUCGCCAAAGUGCGCUCCUAGCGGCUGCCGAACAAAGUCCAGGACUGACCGCCGUUGUGACUCUGCCGGCGAGCGACUUGGACCUGGACUGGCCUUCGCACGGAACGUGGGCGCGGAGUAUCCUUCAGCGCUACGUGCUCAGUGCGAUGGUUGCCGGGCCCUUGCGAGAGGAGGUCCUGCGGCGCGAGCCCUUCUUUACCACGCCCAACAGCACCGAGGGCAACGCCUCCGACUUGACGACGAAGUCCGCGAAGUGGUCGCUGUUGGCCUGGGGGCUGGCCGAGUUUGGACUAGGCGUUGGCAACGCGAGCAAAGCUGGAAGCCACGCCUUGUCCUACUUUUCCUGUGAAGGCGAGUCUCCCAUGUCUCUUUCUGCGCUGCGGCGCCUGGCGGAGCUGGUCGACAGGCCGAUGGAGUGGUGGCUCUUCAAAGUUGUUUGGCUCUUCAGCACCGCGGUGCUGGGGCUGCUGGUGGCGGUGCUGCAGUGCUAUGCGGUGCGGACCUCCUUGCUUGGCUGCUACAAGCUAGCCUCUUUCAAGACAAAGAGCUUCUUGGAGAAUUUGGAGGCGUUUGUGCUUGUGCUGUCUCCCUUGUGCCUGGGGGUGGUGUUUUGCAGCAUCAUGGGCGAUGACGCGGAAGAUACCGCCGUGAUUUUGGUGGGCCUUUCCAUUGGAGAGGUGGUCUCCUACGUGGCGCUCCACACCGAAGAAUCGCGGUACCUCUUCCCACGCACGGCCUUGCCCGCCUACGUGGCCAACGCCUACUAUGCCUAUUUCCAUCCCUUUGGUCUUACCUGGCUUUCUCACAGUUGCCUCUACUGCUACCAGGCCUUCCUGUUCCUCGUGCUUUGGAGCCAUUUCGAAAGCACCGUUGCACUGCCAAGCUAUUCGUUGGAUCAGCUGGUUGUUGAGGUGAAGCUGAGACCAAGCCGCUCACAGGUCGCCAAGUUCAAUCUCUCUCCCUCCGUGCAGAAGCUUCUGCUUGAGCAAGGGCUUCUGCUUCUGGGUGACAACACGUCUUACGAAACGGGAGUGGUGAUGAGUGCAGUGAUUUCAAGGGCUGUACAGAAUGUCAAGGCGAUCCGGCGGACGGACGGAGACCUCGUGGAGUCGAUCACAGCAGUGUUCGCCUAGGAAUCCGGGCCCUUGCUCUCUUUCCACGUGAGAAGGGGGCGAACGAACGCUUCGGGUUCUGGCAGAAACCCUCCUUCUUUCUAACUCGGUGGGUCCGAGCCAGUGCCAUGGGAGGCCCGAGCUCGGAUUCAUUCUUCGGGUUUUGAGAAAGGAGUAGAUUGAAAUAUGAUGAAAUCUUGAAAGCUACGUGGCAAAACAAACGGGACCAUGUUCUGAAGUUUUGACAGCUGCCUUCCAUAUACAUUCCAGGGAUUAUGCUGGAUCCGUCACCAUCCUGGCAAAGAGCCCAGGGUGGGAGCACUAGCCCAGGGUCUGUGGGAAGAUACAUAGCCGCAAGAUGGUAUGCCGUUGUGCGUGCUUUUGAAUCUAGUUCUAUCAUGUUCUAUCCACAUCCAUCAUAGUCUAUUCAAUGGAUUCAUUUGGCCUUUACAUGACCUUGAUAGCCAAACUUCAAUACACCACUUCACUUGGGGAAAC
Messenger RNA from Durusdinium trenchii, 2175 nucleotides. The record is from the annotation of a GenBank genome assembly. NCBI's taxonomy places the organism in Eukaryota, Dinophyceae, Suessiales, Symbiodiniaceae.